Molecule: messenger RNA, 3298 nt
Organism: Rhagoletis zephyria (snowberry fruit fly)
Lineage: Eukaryota; Metazoa; Arthropoda; Insecta; Diptera; Tephritidae
Gene: aralar1
Product: calcium-binding mitochondrial carrier protein aralar1
Biological process (GO): L-glutamate transmembrane transport; aspartate transmembrane transport; malate-aspartate shuttle
Molecular function (GO): L-aspartate transmembrane transporter activity; calcium ion binding; L-glutamate transmembrane transporter activity
Source: RefSeq, a predicted model, not a curated record
GACAACCAAUUUGCAUUCUUAAUUCGUUGUUUUUUUUUAUUGGAUGUUGUACAUACAUACAUACAUAUGUGCUUAAUAUCAUCAUUAGUGAAACACUGGAGUGCAGACCAAAGUCAAAUUUAGUAAAGCACAAACUAGAGUGUUUUUCCAUAUCGGCAGGUGAUUCAAGUACCACCAUAUAGCUGUUGUUGCUGCACUAAAACAGUUACUCACUAAGGCAAUAAUUCACAAAGUUUUUGGAGGCCGGGGGCGGAGAAAGAAAUCCAACAGCGGAGGGCAAUUCAGGCAAUUCUGGCUCGUGUGGAAGGACUGUUAAAAGUGUAGUUUUUAAUUGAACAGCUGUUAAAUAAAGCAUUUCAGCCAAAAGGAAUACCAGCUACCUGCCAUCUCACUCGUCGUGUAUCCUUUUGGUUAUAAUGAGUAUUAUUUGUCUACACAAUUGGAUACUGCCGUCAGUUCAAUGUCAAGAUGGAUCAUCGUUUCUAAAACGUGCCAGCGCCGAUAAACUCCGGGAAGUCUUCCUUAGAUACGCUUCAUUACAAAAGGAUGGCGACUACUACAUGACCAGUGAGGAUUUCGUGCGCAAAUUUCUCGGACUCUUUACAGAUGCGACAUUCAAUGAUGAAUCCGUACGUUUGUUGGCCAGCAUCGCAGACACCAGCAAAGAUGGGUUGAUUUCAUUUGUCGAGUUCCAGGCUUUUGAGGGACUGCUGUGUACACCCGAUGCUCUCUACAAAACUGCCUUUCAACUGUUCGAUCGCCAGGGCAAUGGCACAGUUUCUUACGCCGAUUUCGUCGAUAUCGUACAAAAAACCGAACUGCAUUCUAAGAUACCUUUUAAUUUAGAUAGUUCCUUUAUAAAGCGGUAUUUCGGCGAGAAAAAGAACCGCCCCAUCAAUUAUGCGGAAUUCACACAGCUGCUCCAUGAUUUCCAUGAGGAAUAUGCAAUGGAAGCAUUCCGUAGUAAGGAUCCAGCUGGUUCUGGAUACAUCUCACCCUUAGAUUUUCAGGAUAUUAUUGUUAAAGUGAAGAGGCAUUUACUCACACCCGUUGUCAAGGAUAACUUAGUAGCGGUCACUGAAGGUCACAAAGUGAGCUUCCCUUAUUUCAUCGCAUUUACUUCGCUGCUCAACAAUAUGGAAUUGAUUAAACGCAUCUAUUUGCACGCUGCCCAAGGUAAUCGCCACGAGCCAGUGACAAAGGACGAACUACUUUACGCCGCACAAACAAUGAGCCAAAUUACACCAUUAGAAAUUGAUAUUCUCUUUCAAUUAACCGGCGCACUUCACCAAACUGGACGCAUCGUCUACAAUGACCUGAACAAUAUUUCGCCUGAGCACUACACGAAGCAUAUCACCACACGUUUGGCAGAGAUCAAGGCCGUCGAGAGUCCGGCCGAUCGUUCAGCGCUCAUACAGAUAUUGGAGAGUACCUACCGUUUCGCGCUCGGUUCUCUGGCAGGCGCCGUGGGCGCCACUGUGGUAUAUCCCAUUGACUUGGUGAAGACACGCAUGCAGAACCAACGCACAGGUUCAUUCAUAGGAGAAAUCGCUUACAGAAACUCAUGGGACUGCUUUAAGAAGGUCAUCCGCCACGAGGGUGUACUUGGUUUGUACCGCGGCUUGCUACCGCAGCUGAUGGGCGUUGCGCCCGAGAAAGCCAUCAAGCUCACUGUGAACGAUUUUGUACGCGACAAAUUUACCGACAAACAGGGUGUGAUAGCAGGGUGGUCCGAAAUUAUGGCCGGUGGUUGUGCCGGCGCGUCACAAGUGGUCUUCACCAAUCCUUUGGAAAUUGUUAAGAUUCGUCUACAGGUUGCCGGUGAAAUCGCGGGAGGAGCUAAAGUACGUGCCUUAUCUGUUGUGCGUGACCUGGGUCUAUUUGGCUUGUACAAAGGUGCACGCGCGUGUCUGCUGCGUGACGUACCGUUUUCUGCUAUCUACUUCCCCGCAUAUGCGCACACAAAAUCUCUGUUUGCCGAUGAAGAUGGUUAUAAUCAUCCGCUGACCUUACUAGCGGCUGGUGCAAUCGCUGGGGUGCCGGCUGCCUCACUCGUAACACCCGCUGAUGUGAUCAAGACCAGGCUGCAGGUUGUGGCGCGCUCAGGUCAGACAACCUAUACGGGCGUGUGGGAUGCCACAAAGAAAAUCAUGGCCGAAGAGGGACCACGCGCCUUCUGGAAGGGUACUGCCGCUCGUGUCUUCCGCUCUUCACCACAAUUCGGUGUCACCUUGGUCACUUACGAAUUGCUGCAGCGCCUCUUCUAUGUUGACUUCGGUGGCUCGCAUCCAUCUGGUUCGGUGGUGAACAAACCAAAUGUCAUUGAUGAUACUGCACAAAAAUUCAAUCCCGAUCAUAUUGGAGGCUACCGCGCCGCUGUGCCUCUCCUCAACGGCAUUGAAUCCAAGUUCGGCCUCUACCUGCCCCGUUUCGGACGCGGAACGACGAGCACAAGCACCACAACUGGAUCGUGAUGAUUCGAUGUGGUUGGCAAUGGCGCCGAUUGUCGACAAAUACAUACACACAUAGUUGCUCUUAAAUAAGUCUACUGUUAAAUAAUUUUUAAUAAAUGUCUAUAAAAGAAUGUUAUUAGAAAUGGUAAAAAAAUUUAACGCAUACAUAAAUAAAAUAAUUAUACAUAGUAAACAAAUUGAGCAAUUGUGCAAAUAAUAAAGAAGACACAUACACAAAUACAUAUAAAACCAUAUAUUUUUUGCUAGAUAAAUAUUUAUUAUAUUUCAACGAUUUUCAAAGGCAAAAAAUUAGACUUACAUACAUACAUAUAAAACGAAGUGAACACAUUUUGUAUACAAAGAGCAUAUGUACGUAUAUAGCAUAACACUAAAGGAUCAAAUAAACGACCGGAAGUUAAAUAUACAUAUGUAUAGGUAGCAAUUUUGCCAACUUUUCAGAAAAUCAUACACGCAUACACAAACAGGACAAUGUCAAAAUCAAAUUUGAAAUAAACCAAAAAUAAUAAUAAUUUAUUAAUCGUGUAGAGAAGAGCUAUUUAAACUGUCCGUAUAAUUGUUUCCGUACAAUUCAUGAGUGACCUCUCGCUUUGUGCGAAUCUACAAGAAUGUAAGAAAAAUUUAAAUACACAAAAUUUUGUGAAUUACUAAGUAAUUAAAAAUAUUAAAUAAUAAUAAGUCACUGAUUAGUAAAUUAUAUAGAGUUUGCACCCUUUUAAAAUGCUCUUUAAAAUCGCAAAUACUAAAGAUACAACAACAAAGAAAACAAAAAAAAUAAUAAUAGAAUAAUGAUGACUAGUAAAUUUGUUAAAUUGAGUUUGGGGAAU